AAGCCAGCAGCGGAGUGUUUGGGAUGGGCGACUGUGCUUGGAGAAAACAUCCACCCGAAAGUCCUCAUUCUCCUCGCACCAGAGGCGAACGUUUGUUGUUUAUUUAAGUCUAAAUAAAAUACAUAUUCAAAUCUGAAAAUGCCGAGUAAUAAGCUGGAUAAACCAGAGAAGGUGGAGGUGAGUGAUAAUGUGAAGGUGGUGGUGAGAUGCCGACCCCUCAAUGAGAAGGAGAAGGUAAUGGGACACAAGAAGUCUGUGUCUGUGGAUGAGAUCAGAGGAACCAUUACUGUGAACAAACUUGAUAUAUCCAGUGAGCCACCAAAGACUUUCACCUUCGAUACAGUGUUUGGCCCAGAAAGUAAACAGCUGGAUGUGUAUAAUUUAACAGCACGACCCAUCAUUGACUCAGUAUUAGAGGGUUAUAAUGGAACCAUAUUUGCGUAUGGUCAGACUGGCACGGGGAAAACAUUUACCAUGGAGGGUGUCAGGGCAGUGCCUGAACUCCGAGGCAUCAUUCCUAAUUCAUUUGCUCAUAUAUUUGGCCACAUUGCAAAAGCAGAAGGAGACACUAGGUUUCUAGUGAGAGUUUCAUAUUUGGAAAUUUACAACGAAGAGGUGAGGGACCUGUUAGGAAAGGAUCAGAUGCAGAGGCUGGAGGUGAAGGAGAGACCUGAUGUAGGAGUUUAUAUUAAGGAUCUUUCUGGAUAUGUGGUAAACAAUGCUGAUGAUAUGGAUAGGAUUAUGACCCUUGGACAUAAAAACCGUUCUGUUGGUUCGACCAAUAUGAACGAACACAGUUCUCGCUCUCAUGCCAUCUUCACUAUAACUAUUGAAUGCAGCGAGAAGGGUAUAGAUGGAGAUCAACAUGUGCGCAUGGGCAAACUACACCUGGUUGACCUUGCGGGUUCUGAGAGGCAAGGAAAAACAGGUGCCACAGGUCAACGACUUAAAGAGGCCACAAAGAUCAACCUGUCUCUGUCCACCCUGGGAAAUGUUAUUUCUGCACUAGUGGAUGGAAAGAGCACCCAUGUGCCCUACAGGAACUCAAAACUUACACGACUGUUACAGGACUCUCUGGGAGGAAACUCCAAAACCAUGAUGUGUGCAAACAUCGGCCCAGCAGAUUACAACUAUGAUGAGACCAUUAGUACUCUUCGUUAUGCCAACCGUGCUAAAAACAUCAAGAAUAAGGCCAGAAUUAAUGAGGACCCGAAGGAUGCAUUAUUGCGCCAGUUUCAGAAGGAAAUUGAAGAGCUCAAGAAAAAGCUGGAAGAAGGUGAGGAGAUCUCUGGUUCUGAUGGCAGUGGAUCGGAUGACAUGGAUGAAGGUGAAGAUGAUGUGGGUGAUGGAGGGGAGAGACGCCGGAAACGAAGGGGGAGGAAGAAGGUGUCCCCAGAUAAGAUGGUGGAGAUGCAGGCAAAGAUCGAGGAGGAGCGUAAGGCCCUGGAAGCCAAAUUAGACAUGGAGGAGGAAGAAAGGAAUAAAGCACGUGCAGAACUUGAGAAGAGAGAGAAGGACCUUCUCAAAGCCCAACAGGAACACCACUUAUUACUAGAGAAGCUGUCCUCUCUGGAGAAGAGGGUCAUUGUUGGUGGGGUUGAUUUACUGGCAAAGGCUGAGGAGCAAGAGAAGCUUCUGGAUGAAUCUAACAGUGAGCUGGAGGAGCGGAGGAAGAGGGCUGAGCAGCUCCGAAAGGAACUGGAAGAAAAGGAGCAAGAGCGGUUGGACAUUGAGGAGAAAUACACCAGUUUACAGGAAGAAGCUCAAGGCAAGACCAAGAAACUGAAGAAAGUGUGGACCAUGUUGAUGGCAGCAAAAUCUGAGAUGGCUGAUCUGCAGCAAGAGCAUCACAGGGAGAUUGAAGGUCUCCUGGAAAACAUCCGGCAGCUGAGCAGAGAGCUCCGUCUACAGAUGCUCAUUAUUGACAAUUUUAUUCCUCAGGAAUAUCAGGAGAUGAUUGAGAAUUAUGUGCACUGGAAUGAGGACAUUGGAGAGUGGCAGCUGAAAUGUGUGGCCUACACAGGCAACAACAUGAGAAAACAGACGCCCAUGUCAGACAAGAAAGAGAAAGAUCCAUUUGAAGUGGACCUUUCCCAUGUUUACCUGGCCUACACUGAGGAGAGCAUGAGACAGUCCUUAAUGAAACUAGAAAGGCCUCGGACGUCAAAGAGUGGGAAGUCCAGGCCUAAAACUGGACGUAGGAAACGUUCCUCCAAACCAGAGGCUGUGAUUGAAUCUCUGCUGCAGUGAGCCUCUUGUCUAAUGACAACCAACCAUAUUUUGCGCAUUUACAAGGCCUGUCCAGUAUAUGUCUUAGGAAAUAAUGAUUCUUGUGACUUAAGGGCACUUUGAUGUAAAGAGUAAUGUAAGUGAAAAAUAUAAAGUGUGUGUAUAUGCAGGAACUUCAGUGCUCCAAAGGUGAGGACAGUUCGCACUAAAAUGUCUCCUAUGAUAGAACUACAAAAGGCAAAUUUUACCUUCAACCAUCAAACAAACACUGUUAUUUUAUAUUCUGCUUUACAUUGAUGGUUAUUCUGGCUGGAUGUCUUAAAAGCAGGAUAUUACUAAUCUUGACCCAAAGGAUUAGCUUGGUGUCAGGGAAUAUGCUAUUGAGAAAUUAAUCAAACUCUGUUUAAUACAAUUGGCAGUGUGCAGUUACUUUAGCUUAAUGUACACAAGCUAUGCUACUUUUAUAUAUAUAUAUAUAUAUAUAUAUAUAGUGAGAAUGUGCAUGCCAUAUUUCUCUGGCUUUAGUGACAUGUUAACAUUAUCUAAGUUUAUUCUAACUGUAAUGUAUUUCCAGUGUGCACUGUAGUAAAACCAUUAGUCUUAUGUACUAUGUAAAAAUGUUUACAUUUUACUGUGUUUUAUCCUGUACUCUCCUUAAAUUAUUAAAUUAUUUUACAAGUUAAAA
This is a messenger RNA of Myxocyprinus asiaticus (Chinese sucker), 2914 nucleotides long. Its product is annotated as kinesin-like protein KIF3A. The coding region runs from base 139 to 2250 and encodes 703 amino acids. Lineage: Eukaryota; Metazoa; Chordata; Actinopteri; Cypriniformes; Catostomidae. Gene Ontology annotation, molecular function: microtubule binding; ATP binding; microtubule motor activity. The record is from RefSeq and is a predicted model, not a curated record. The transcript has 17 exons. Gene Ontology annotation, biological process: microtubule-based movement.